This is a messenger RNA of Tachysurus fulvidraco (yellow catfish), 4247 nucleotides long. RefSeq names its product probable ATP-dependent RNA helicase DDX6. The transcript is spliced from 13 exons. The coding region runs from base 971 to 2407 and encodes 478 amino acids. Gene Ontology annotation, cellular component: P-body; cytoplasmic stress granule. The record is from RefSeq and is a predicted model, not a curated record. NCBI's taxonomy places the organism in Eukaryota, Metazoa, Chordata, Actinopteri, Siluriformes, Bagridae. Gene Ontology annotation, biological process: P-body assembly; cytoplasmic stress granule assembly. Gene Ontology annotation, molecular function: ATP binding; RNA helicase activity; mRNA binding.
GUCAGCAGACAUGAACAUAAUUGGAUGUUUGGACUUUUGGUGGUACUAAAAUCCGGGAUUGAAAAUAUUUCUCCCAGCCUGUAGAUGGCAGUGUAGUUUCUUUCUCACGCCUUCACUCGUUAAAGAGCAGCGACUAAGAGACCGUCGACCAUGUUGUUAAGAAGCACAACAAAAGACGAGUGGAUUUAAGUGAAUUCAGUCCGUUAAGAAAACAGAGUCGAUAUCGACGUGGUUGAACUCAUUUAUACAGAAGAAAUCGUCAGCAGGCUGAGUGAAAGGUCUGUUUGUAUGACCACACUUAAUAAGGAGACUUACGUACUCGCUGAAAAGCAGGAGCCGGACACUGGAGAGUUGUACGCAAAGAUCUUUCCCUUAAAGACGUUUGUCUCCAGGGAGCACUGCUUUAUGCUGGAUGUUGCAUUGAAUCACCAUCACCAGGGAUUGACUUUUUCUUAUUCUUGGGGACACAAAUAGUGAAAAAGUGACAAAACUGCAAAGGAAAGGUCACCUGAUCCAGCAUAAAUACAUUCAGGACAAAAACAAACGAACCAAAACAGAGAGAUUGAACUUUUCCUGAUUAGAAGAGAAACAUCUUUCACUGUUCUGUUGCAGGACUCGAACCUUCCUCUAACCUGCAGGCGUAUAAUUUUCUAUACUCUGAGCAGGUGUAUAUAUUUAUGCAUAUAAAUGCUUAUUUCUCUUCGUUCGGAAGAGUUUUUGUGUUAAACCUACUUCUGUGACGUCGGUGGCUCUACUUUGAAGAGGUUGCACUGUACAUGUACAUAGAUGUGUAUGUUUGUAAAUGUUGACAAGCUAUUUGAGACUAUAUCAUAAUGUUGUAAAUGUUUUAUUAGAACUUUUAUAGACCAGUUGUGUAAAAAAAAAAAAAAAAAGGCAAAAAGCAGUUAAGAUAACUGGACAACUUUUGGGGACCUUGUACGAAGAAGGAAAAAAAGACAGACGAGACUUGAUGGCUACUGCGAAGAUGGAGAACGUUGGCGCUGUUGUAAUGGGGCUUGGUAAGCAGAACGGACAGCUCAGAGGACUGAGCUCUCAGUCAGGAACCGCCAUUCAGAGCAACCCGUUUGCAAGGGGCCCGAAACCUGCUGCAGACUCACAGGAAGGACCUGGAAUCAGGUUUGGUGAAGACUGGAAAAAGAGCCUGCAGCUUCCACCCAAAGACAACAGAGUGAAAACUUCAGAUGUGACGGCCACAAAGGGAAAUGAGUUUGAAGACUACUGUUUAAAGAGAGAGUUACUCAUGGGGAUCUUUGAAAUGGGCUGGGAGAAACCUUCCCCGGUCCAGGAGGAGAGCAUCCCUAUUGCUCUCUCGGGUCGUGACAUCCUGGCUCGUGCCAAAAACGGAACAGGGAAGAGUGGAGCGUACCUGAUACCCAUGCUGGAGAGGAUAGAUCUGAAGAAAGAAUACAUCCAGGCCUUAGUAAUGGUGCCCACUCGUGAGCUUGCACUACAGGUCAGCCAGAUCAGCAUUCAGCUCAGUAAGCAUCUCCAUGGACUCAAAGUCAUGGCCACCACCGGCGGAACAAACCUACGAGACGACAUCAUGCGUCUGGAUGAAAUCGUCCAUGUUGUCAUUGCUACACCAGGCAGGAUACUGGACCUGAUCAAGAAGGGUGUAGCGAAAGUGGAUAAAGUUCAGAUCAUGGUCAUGGAUGAGGCUGAUAAGCUGCUCUCCCAGGACUUUGUGGUGCUCAUUGAGGACAUCAUCAGCUUCCUGCACAAGAACAGGCAGAUCUUGUUGUAUUCUGCCACCUUUCCUGUCACUGUGCAAAAAUUUAUGGCGAAACAUCUAAAAAAGCCUUACGAGAUAAAUCUGAUGGAAGAGUUGACUCUGAAGGGCAUCACGCAGUACUACGCCUACGUUACUGAGAGGCAGAAGGUGCACUGCCUUAACACGCUGUUCUCCAGGCUGCAAAUCAAUCAGUCCAUCAUCUUCUGUAACUCGACACAGAGAGUGGAGCUGUUGGCUAAGAAAAUUACUCAGCUUGGCUACUCCUGUUUCUACAUCCAUGCCAAGAUGAUGCAGGAGUACAGAAACCGUGUUUUCCAUGACUUCAGAAAUGGGUUGUGCAGAAAUCUGGUCUGUACAGAUUUGUUCACGAGAGGCAUCGACAUCCAGGCAGUGAACGUGGUCAUCAAUUUCGACUUUCCCAGGAACUCAGAGACGUAUCUGCAUCGCAUCGGGCGCUCAGGGAGGUUUGGUCACCUGGGUCUGGCCAUUAACUUGAUCACAGCGGAGGAUCGCUUCAACCUGAAAGCCAUUGAGGACCAGCUGGUGACUGAUAUCAAGCCCAUCCCCGGCAGCAUCGAUAAAAGUCUGUAUGUGGCCGAUUUUCACACAACCAAUGAUGAGGCAGAGGAGCAGGAAACGGCUGAAGAACCUUAAAGAACCUUAAAGAACUGGACAAGUCAGUGCCACAAUGAAGCUGUGUGGAGAUGGAUGGAUGGAUUUGGGUUGUGUGUGUGUGCAGGCACGUGUGCGUGCCUAAUAUUAGUGAAAUCCUUCACACUUUUACUUAAGCUGUAUGAAACUCUGUUCUGUUGCUCUUUUUUUCUCUGUAGGCUUUAAACAUUACAUUAUAGAUGCUCUCCUCAGGACAAACCUGGCUUUGCACAAAUAUCAGCUUAAGCGCGUGCGCACACAUACACACGUGCGCACGCACGCGCACACACACACACACACACACACACACACACAAGCAGUUGGGCCUUGAUUGUUCACUGGUAUUUUUGUGUUUUCUUUCUAAAAUUCUUUAAGGAUUGUAUCACUGACUGAGCCGAACACGUAUUAUGCUUUGCACCAGAAAAAAAGACCUAUAAAGAACAAAACCUACAUUCCUGCGUUCACUUAAGAAGUUAAAAAAAAAAAUCUUAAACACACUUUUUUUUUGUCCCUCCCUUUUUUCCUUCCCCACACAGUGUGGAGUGGAUAUUUAGCAUAAUUAAGAUUUGAAGGAUUUUCAUAUCAAACAAGAAUCUUAUAAAUACUGCAAAAUGCAUCGUUUGCAAAGUUCACUCAAGGAAUAUAAGCGUGAAGGCCACAACCUUCAGAAGCUCUCUCUCUAUCUCAAUCUCUCUCUCUCGAUCUCUCCCUCUCUUUCUCACUGAAGUACAGAAGCUUUCUCUCUCUUUCUCACUGAAGUGCCUUACUGCAUUAGAUGCAACAGUUUAGUUUGUAGAGAUUGCAUUGAAGCCGUAGUGGUGGUAAUACACCAUUACAGAUGCAUCGUUUCCACAUCUGCUCCAUCAUGCAUCAAGGGACAACGUAAUGAGUUUUUGGCGUCUUCCUGGGCUAUGAAGAAAUACAGCAAAUCUCAAGAAACUGGGGAGAGAAAAAAGAUCCGGCGCUCAGAAUGUUGACGAGAAGCUGCGCCAUAAAUAAUCUCAAAUUAUUAUUAUUAUUAUUAUUAUUAUUAUUAUUAUUAUUUUAAAGGCUCCGAAGGAAACUUGUUCAUCGUUGCAAUAAGUCAUGGCAGCUAAAAAUAUCUUUUAAUGUUUCUAUUUUCUAAUUUAAAAAAAAUUAUUAAAACAUUCCUAGACUAGGUCGAUUAAUGUUGGUUUAUGGGGGGGGGGGGUUUGACUAAUUUGCAGGUCAUUUUGAGGUUUAUUCUCUCUUUAAUAAAAGACACUUUUUUUGUGCAAAGCAUCAAAACCGUAAUAUGUUUCUUUUAAGUCUGUUGCCAGGUUAAUAAUAAUAAUAAUGCUAAUAAUAAUAAACUUGCUCUUUACCGGAUAACUGGGUAGGAGCGAAUGUAUAAAAACAUAUUUGUUGUAAAUGACUCAACAAAUGUGUUUGAGCGGCUCUCCUUGAUCUCAUGCGGCGCUUUUCCUCGGUUGAAGAUAGAAAACAAACUGUAGCACCUUUUAAUAUUGUGGCAGCUGUGAUCAUUUCAUGCUUUAAAUACUCAUUUCCUCUAAAUCCCCCAACCCUUGAUGUGCGAUAACGCCAUAGUUGUGUGCAGCGUCGUGUCCUUUACUGCUGAACCCAGAAUACAGUGUCGGCUCUGAACACCCAGCCUGGUCACUUACACAGUGACACGAUCUGUUCAGGGCUUUGUUGUACAUCAGAGUUUUAAUAAAACCCACCCUGGUGUUGGUUCUCCCCUCUGUAGUAGUGUGUCCUGUAACUGUCAGGGGGGAAAGGGCUUCUUUUUCCGUGUGUGUGUGUGUGUGUGUGUGUGUGUGUGUGUGUGUGUGUGUGUGUGUGUGUGUGUGUGUGUGUGUGU